Closterium sp. NIES-65 is the source of this 474-nucleotide messenger RNA. The record is from the annotation of a GenBank genome assembly. NCBI's taxonomy places the organism in Eukaryota, Viridiplantae, Streptophyta, Zygnematophyceae, Desmidiales, Closteriaceae.
AUGUUCCAUAUCAUGGGCUCCUCUGGGCUAGACUUGUCCAAAGUCAGGGGAUGGGGAUCCAAACGAGCGGUUAUGCAGUACGGACUGAAGCUGCUGAUGGGCACCCGCAAAUACAAAGAGACUGAAGUGCGCCUACCCGGCAUACGCUGGACAUUCAAGGUCAUCCACACAGGUGGGGUAAAGGCCCUCGACGAGCUCUUCAGCAACCCUGCCAACCAGCCCGGAUUCGUGCUGCAACCCGAGCGCAUCCUCGCACCAGACGGCGUGCUCUUCUCCGCCGCCGAGUCGCCGAGCUUGACUGACUCCGAGAAUUGCCCGGACCGAGAUAUCUCAUGCAUCAUUCGCACUACCAUCUUUGCGCAUAACGCAGCUUCGUCCCCACCGGCGGCUCGACCGUUCUCGUCGUUUGGAUACAACGCAAAGGCUCUGCCUUGCGCCGUCAGGCGUAGAGCAGCUGCUAAGUCGGCGUGGUAG